CCUCCUCCGGAAUCUCCGGCCUGGGUUGCUGGUGACGGCGGACGCCGGUGGAGUGGAGGAGCCGCGGGGGAUUAGACCGUGUGAGAGAAUAUGAAACAGACUUCAACAUGACGUCCAGAUUUGGGAAAACAUAUAGCCGCAAAGGUGGAAAUGGAAACUCCAAGUUUGAUGAAGUUUUCUCCAAUAAACGAACCACUCUUAGUACAAAGUGGGGAGAGACCACAUUUGUGGCCAAAGUAAGCCAGAAGAGACAGAACCAUAAACCAGAUGUCCCAGACACCCAUAAAAAGCCUAAACUUGAUGACGAUGAUCUUACCGAGGAUCCGUUUGGAUUUGAUAGCGAUGACGAAUCCAAGCCAGUAUCAUCGAAAAAUAUCUCGCAGCCCAAGAGCGCAAGUCAGCAGUCUCUAGAUCAUUUGGGGGUCUCUGUAUCUGAAAAUUCAGCCCCUCUCUUUGAAGAAAACAGCAAGACAGACAAUGCCAUCUCUGCCGAAACCACCGUGUCUUGCAGGUUCUUUUCUUUUGACAGCACUUUGCAUGGACUUAAAGAAAAAAAUGCUAACAAGGUCAUAGAGGAUGGUAAAAGGCUGCACAGCUCACCGAAGAAAAACAUCACAGGUAAUCUGCAUAGUUUCACAGAAGACAAAAAUAGUUCUCUUCCAAAGAAGGCAGAUCAUGACGGCAAAAAAUCUACGGGCACAUUACCUUCAGGCCUUUCUACAAAAUCCUGCAACAGCAGCAAGCAACCUGUGGAAUCGCUCAUCUCUAGUUUUGCCGCAGAGACAGAUAACUGGGAUUCAGAUCUCUCUCCAAAAAGGUCAGACUCUCCAGGACAAAAGGAACAUACCACAAGCUCUCAGAAGCUGUUACUGUACGAUUGGGAUGAACUGACAGAAGACCAUUCGUAUAUUCCCAACUUUGAUUUAAAUGACGAUGAAGAUAGUCCUUUGGAACCCAAAGCAGAAGAAGAUGGCCAGUGUGCUGAAGAACAAAUUGAAAAUCCCGAAGAGCAAACUAGCGAGGAUGUGGUCCAAGGUGGUGUCAAACUUGGUAAUUGUAGGACAUAUUGUAGAUCUAACAAGACGACAAAGUCUUCACAAGGUUCAUCCAGUUUCGACAGACUUUUAGAUGGCUCAAGUUUUUCAACGGCCAAAUCUAACAAUGCCACAGAAAGGGCAAACACUGUGAAUAGAAGCAGUGGGACCAAUACCACUGGGCGGACUAGAGAUUAUACAGUUCUGCAUCCAUCUUGUCUCUCAGUAUGUAAUGUUACCAUUCAGGAUAGCAUGGAACGCGGUACAGAUGAGUUCACUGCAAGCCCUUCAACAGAUUUAGGGGAAGCAGGGCGUCUUAGAAAGAAAGCUGACAUUGCCACCGCAAAAACAACCACAAGAUUUCGUCCUGGCAAUACCAAGUCCAAAAAAGAUGCCAAAUUGGAGUUCUUCGGUUUUGAUGACCAAGACGAUGGCUGCAGUGAUGAAGGAGGCUCUAAGCCAUUUGGGCAGUCAAGCUAUAGAAUUAAAUAUUUUGGUUUUGAUGACUUAAGUGAAAGUGAUGAUGAUGAAGAUGACGAUGGCUGGCAUCCAAAAGAAAGGAAGUCGAAGAAGAAACCAAUGAGUGCAGAGUACACAUUACUGUCUGACAUGCCAAGCUCAGGAGUUAAUAAACAUGUGCAAAAUAUUGACUCUUCAAAUAUUGAUUCUGGAGAUGAUAUGUAUGCUGUACCUGAAGUCUUCAAAAAGCCUGCAAGUAGAUCAGGAGAUAAAGGCAAAGAUGGCGCUCGAAAAAUAUUCAGUGGACCAAAACGGUCUCCAACAAAAGCCGUAUAUAAUGCAAGACACUGGAACCAGCCAGAGUCUGAGCUCCCAGCUGCACCGGUUUUUAAAGCUCAGUCUGCACCACCAAAGCCAUCAGAGGCUCCAUGUCCAAAGGAUGAUGGUGUUUUUAAGGCGCCUGCUCCACCUCCUAAAGUGAUUAAAACUGUGACUAUUCCCACACAGCCCUAUCAGGACAUAGUGACUGCACUGAAAUGCCGAAAGGAGCACAAGGAACUGUACACUGUUGUUCAACAUGUGAAGCACUUCAAUGAUGUUGUGGAGUUUGGAGAGAAUCAGGAGUUCACUGAUGAUAUUGAGUACUUGCUGAGUGGGCUUAAGUGUUCCCAGCCCAUAAACACACGGUGCCUUAGUGUAAUAAGCUUGGCGACAAAGUGCGCAAUGCCAAGUUUCCGAAUGCAUCUAAGAGCGCAUGGAAUGGUAGCAAUGGUCUUUAAAACACUGGAUGACAGUCAGCACCACCCGAACCUAGCUCUUUGCACUGCUGCGCUAAUGUAUAUACUAAGCAGAGACCGCUUAAAUAUGGACCUUGACAGAGCUAGUCUGGACCUCAUGAUUCGACUUUUAGAAAUGGAGCACGAACUCACAUCCAAGCAUAUGAAUGAGAAAGAUAUGAUCAAAAUAAAAGAGAAAAUUCGCAAGUUGUGUGAAACCGUCCACAACAAGCAUCUCGACUUAGAGAAUAUCACAACUGGUCAUUUAGCAAUGGAGACAUUACUGUCACUGACAUCAAAACGAGCAGGAGAUUGGUUUAAAGAGGAGCUGAGGCUUUUAGGUGGACUGGACCAUAUUGUAGACAAGGUUAAAGAAUGUGCAAAUCAUCUUGGCAGUGAUGAAAUUGAGGACAAAUUAGUUGCAUUUUUAUGGGGAGCUGAACGGUGCUUAAGAGUCUUGGAGAGCGUUACAGUGCAUAAUCCAGAAAAUCAGAGUUACUUAAUUGCAUAUAAAGACUCCCAGCUCAUCGCAGCUUCAGCAAAAGCCCUUAGACACUGUGAGGAGUUCAUUCAGAGAUAUAACAGAGCUGAAGAUACCAUCUGCAUUCCUCACAACGAAACACUCCCUCACCAUAAUCCAAGCAGCCAUGUGGGGAAAGCCGUGGAGGACUGUAUGAGGGCAAUCAUUGGUGUGCUGCUCAAUUUAACAAAUGAUAAUGAGUGGGGAAGUACAAAGACAGGUGAACAGGACAAUCUGAUUAGCACUGCACUUAACUGUGUUCUUCAAGUUCCAAAGUUCCUACCUCAAGAACAGAGAUUUGAUAUUCGAGUUUUGGGAUUGGGUCUACUGAUAAAUUUAGUGGAGUACAGUGCAAGAAACCGGCAUUGCCUUGUGAACAUGCAAACAAUACAAUCAUAUGAUUCCUUUGAUGAAGAGGGAGUAAUUGGGCAAGUCGGUGCAGUCCAAGCUUUGGUACAGCUUUUCCUUGAGCGGGAGCAAGCAGCCCUGUUAGCGGAAAGUCAGACAGAUGAGUUAAUUAAAGAAGUUCCCGCAGCGCAACCAGACAAGAGUGGGCAAUGGCAAGAGUCUGGAGGCGAGAUCCAGUGGGUUUCAGCUGAAAAGAGUCCUAAUGCUGAAGAGAAUCCUAAUCCUGAAGAACCCAAAAAGGAAGAGGAAGAUGAAGAACUUGACCUUAAUAAAGCUCUCCAGCAUGCUGGGAAGCACAUGGAAGAUUGCAUUGUCGCCUCAUACACAGCUCUGCUUCUAGGAUGUCUCUGCCAGGAGAGUCCAAGUAAUGUGACUACUGUUCGGAACCAUCUACCAAAUGGAGAUUUUUCAAUAAUGACUGAAAUGCUUCAAAAGUUUCUUAGUUUUAUGAACCUUACCUGUGCAGUGGGAACAACAGGCCAGAAGUCCAUCUCAAGAGUCAUUGAAUAUUUGGAACACUGCUAGAAUGCAUCAUUAUUAACAGUCUUUUAUACAUGCUGGAUAUUCAACUCAUGUUAAAAAAAAAAAAAAAAUCCUGAAGAUGCACUGAGUGCAGAUGAUGUGCUACUUACAUGGAAAUUGCAAAUCGGACUCUGAUUUUGUAGUUAAUUGAGCAUACGUUUGCCACAACAACCAGGUUUUAGCUGAGCAUACAGCAGCUUUUAAUUCCAAGGACCAGAGAUUCUGUAGAUGAAUAAGUGACCUGGCUGUUUUAAUCAUUGCAGUAUUUCGGUUCUUUUACGUUCGUAGAAUUCGAUGGGGUUUUCAUUGCGCAUUUCCUCUAGUAGUUUUGGUUACGGUCAGUUAAAGGGAAAAAUAUAUAUAUAAAAUUGAUGGAAAAUUGCUGCGUUCAUGCAAAUGCUGUUUACUAUCGAUUACUGCGUUCUAUGCCAGCCAGGUACAAAGACAGCCCAAUUGGGGUGAAUUCUAACAAAACAUCUGGACAACAAGCUGCUUUUUGUGUUUUCUUUUCCCCUACCCCCUCAUCUUCCUGCUUUCUUAAUAGGCUUUCAAUGCUUCCAAAAGUUCAAGAGAUAAUGUCUGUUGAUCGUUUUCUUCCUCAGCUACUCCAUUUUUUUUCUUUCUAGAUUGCUCCAAUCAUAAGUUGUUCUUGAAAUGUAUUUUCUGUAUAUGCACCCUUCCUUAUUUCCUUUUUGUUAAUUUAAGACUUAUUGAUACCUUUUAUGUAAUUAUGUUGUGAAAUUUGUAGAGCUUUGCUGCACCAAAUUCCAAAAUGCAGGCUGGUAGACCCUGGUUUUAAAGUGUGCCAGAGCACUGAUACAAUUGGAAGUGCUUUUGUCAAUAGCUCUGUUGUACAUUAUGUGCCCAAUUAGUAAAUAGGGAUCUAUUUUUAUAUUUCUGGUGGUCCAUCUCAGGUGUCAUCUUGGACUAAUGUAAA
Molecule: messenger RNA, 4656 nt
Organism: Nanorana parkeri
Lineage: Eukaryota; Metazoa; Chordata; Amphibia; Anura; Dicroglossidae
Gene: WAPL
Product: WAPL cohesin release factor
Exons: 19
Coding region: 108-3722 (1204 amino acids)
Biological process (GO): regulation of chromosome condensation
Source: RefSeq, a predicted model, not a curated record